Gadus chalcogrammus (walleye pollock) is the source of this 2669-nucleotide messenger RNA. RefSeq names its product kidney mitochondrial carrier protein 1-like. Bases 1 to 861 code for a protein of 286 amino acids. NCBI's taxonomy places the organism in Eukaryota, Metazoa, Chordata, Actinopteri, Gadiformes, Gadidae. The transcript has 9 exons. The record is from RefSeq and is a predicted model, not a curated record. Gene Ontology annotation, cellular component: mitochondrial membrane. Gene Ontology annotation, biological process: mitochondrial transport.
AUGUCAAACUCAAACUGGAAGCCGUUUGUUUUCGGCGGUCUAGCCUCUGUCACGGCAGAAUGCGGGACUUUCCCAAUCGAUUUGACCAAGACGCGGUUACAAGUUCAAGGCCAAGUGGGAGACAGCAAAUACCGAGAAAUUCGCUACAGAGGAAUGCUCCAUGCAAUGGUGAAAAUUUGCAGAGAGGAGGGAGUCAGAACACUGUAUUCGGGCCUAGCCCCGGCGAUGCUGCGCCAGGCAUCCUACGGAACAAUAAAGAUCGGCACCUACCAGAGCCUCAAGCGUCUUCUCGUGGACAACCCAGAGGACGAGACGUUGCUGAUUAACGUAGGCUGUGGCGUUAUGUCUGGGGUCAUCUCCUCGUCCAUCGCAAACCCAACCGAUGUGCUGAAGAUCCGCAUGCAGGCCCAGGGUAGCGUUAUCCAGGGCAGUAUGAUGGGGAACUUCAUCAACAUCUACCAGCAGGAGGGAACCAGAGGACUGUGGAAGGGCGUGUCUCUCACGGCGCAGAGGGCGGCCAUCGUGGUCGGGGUGGAGCUGCCCGUCUAUGACCUCACCAAGAAGCACCUCAUCCGGUCGGGUCACAUGGGCGACACCGUCUACACACACUUCCUGUCCAGCUUUGUGUGCGGUUUGGCCGGGGCCCUGACCUCCAACCCGGUGGAUGUGGUCCGGACCCGCAUGAUGAACCAGCGGGGAGGAGCCGUGUACCAGGGCACCGUGGACUGUCUGCUACAGACCUGGCGUUCGGAGGGCUUCAUGGCUCUUUACAAAGGGUUCUUCCCCAACUGGCUGCGUCUGGGUCCGUGGAAUAUCAUUUUCUUCCUCACCUACGAGCAGCUAAAGAAGAUUGACGUUUGAUGAAGGCUGAAACGAGGAGAAGAAGUGAAUGACAAGCGAGAGAGAGAAACCGUGGGGACCAUGGCAGGAAGUCCCAGCGCAGGAAAGCCGGGAUAGAUCCAGCAUGGAGCCAUUGAAUAGGGCUGGGGGAGAGAGGUGGGAAGAUUGAUGUGCCAUCCAACAUAUAGAAGGCUUCAUAUGUCUUGGAUGUUGACUGUGCUUGUAACCCGUCAGUCACACGCUUGCACAUACAUGCAGUUUCUCCCAGCCGAACCCCCUCUCCCUCCUUCCAACCCACCGCGUUACGUUUCUGGCGUACCUCCGGCACUCCCUCCCUUAAGCCCCAGCAACCCCUUGUUUUGUUGGAAAACACCCAGAUUGGUACCCCAGUACAUACAAAGUGCAACGACGGCACAUCCGCCGAUUUUGAGUGCCUUAGUGAACUGCAUCACUUCCUGUUGAUGGCCCUGCUUGAGCUGCAGAAGAAGGAGAGGCAGGAAGUCCAGGCGACCACGGGGCAUCAGUGGUUAAAUACCACUUCCCAGGGACAGGGUGGGGCCACACGAGACUCAAAUCUAACAUUUGUACACUUCAUACACUCAUUUAUUUUCGUCUUCCUAAAUUGUCAUACAGGGAAAAUGGGGUGACGGCAUUUUUGUUUUUAUGAUUUAUUCCUCUGUAGAAUAUUAUUUGCCCAAUGUUUAAGAUUGACCAAGAAUGUAUCGUCUCCAUAUUUGACUGCUAUAUAAACACUUGUAUAUAGCAGUUGCAGUGUAAACGGAGCGAACAACAGCCACCAGAACCAAAUGCGUCGGCCGUACUCGCUCAUGUCACAUGAGAUACAAGCCACGGAGGGUAACUAACUGGGUUCCCAUGUCCCCUCUUAGUUCUUUCAUAACGCAUUGCAAUGGCAUUACAGCCUCAUGCUUCAUGAAUUGGCACAUAGUUGACGCCAAACUUAUUUGCACACCGCAAAAAACAUUUGAUGUAUCAUGUUGAAAAGCAACCCAGCUGACCAAAUAGUUACUUAAAAGGGAAAAGUAUAAAUGUUUUACCUAUUGCUUUAUGUAUGCUUAUAUUUUGCACAAAAUUAAUAUUCUGAUGGUCAUUCAUGUCCAAAUGUGGAUAUUUACGUGCAUUUGUUUAGGAAUCAUGUUACCAAUUGCGUUUGUUAGUACCAGUGUCUUUUCGAUCGGUGCGAUAUCGGGAAACGUAUUAUGCUGAUGUUACAAUUAUUUGAGUUCUGAUCAUUGAGGGAUCCACCGAAUAAACUGUAAACAUUGCCACCCGUAGUUUCUUUUUUUUCCAUUGGAGGGCGCUGUGUAGCCUCAAUAACAAACAAGAGCCUGACCCAGAUGAAGGCAACCGUUAUGUUGUUCCCCUUGCCAAGUUGCCCUCCCCUCCUCAACCUAAACCUACUCCUUACCAGACGGCGCAAUUGAAGUACUACAUAUCUAGCACAGUCUUAUUGUUUCACGAAAACACCCCAUCUCUUUUUAAACACACGUUCACACAGCAACAGAAAACAAUGUCGCUCCUGAAUAAUUCAUGGUUUCUGGGAUGUAAUUGUUGUGUCUCCGAGGAGAACUCCUCACCGGAGCUGUGGUGAGGAGACGGUGGCAACUCGGGAGGGUUGUUUAAAAAAAAAAAAAUGUGAUAAACUACAUUUUGUGUGCGCGGGAGCACCGCCACGGGACUUAUUAGUUAUGAGAAGCGAGGUUCUUUUAAUUCCCAAUAAGCCACGAUGAAUUGCCUUCUCAGGUAAUUGUUGACGUCGGGCUGAAUUGCUAAUCGGACCAGGCCAACGUUAGAAACCUCGUGGACUUUAC